This is a messenger RNA of Gregarina niphandrodes, 738 nucleotides long. RefSeq lists its product as hypothetical. Bases 1 to 738 code for a protein of 245 amino acids. The transcript has a single exon. The record is from RefSeq and is a predicted model, not a curated record. Lineage: Eukaryota; Apicomplexa; Conoidasida; Eugregarinorida; Gregarinidae.
AUGAGGGGUUUGCGCGGAGGUGCUUGUGUGGAAGGAAGCAGCCUGGUAGCGAAGGUCACACUGACAAUCGAGUUUGACGGUAAGCCGGUGGAUAUGGUGGAGACCUUUGGGUCGAUUAAGGGCUGGGGCGAAUCGAGCAGAAUGGUGCAAGACGGUUUGGGGUAUCUUCGGGAACUCCCGGACCUGGCAGUGGGGUUGCCCGCCCAGGAACACGUGAUCCUGUCUCCUGAGGAGCUGGAGGCGGUGCACCAUGAAUACAAGGCCAACGACUGUAUGGUUUCAUUCGCUCUCCUAACUCUGGCGGAAUGUCUAAAUGCGAUCUCCCAAGUAGUCAGAGAACACCCAGACACGUGUGGGAUUUCGGCUGACCUUGGUGAGCAGAUCCGUGAGUGGGUGGACUGUUAUUCGAACCAUAUGGGACCGAACGUCUUGCGGUUCCCUCCAACGAAGGCCACUCGAAUUCAAGACCUCAAGUUCAUUCUCGUACAAAUGACACGAUUCCCGGGGAAGACCGAGGGUGUAAAAACUUUCAGCGCGCCCACAUUACAGCAGUGCAACCUGGACACGGUCUCGGCCCGCUCGUGGCACCAAGUAAGAGCCACCCUAGAUUGCCACGACGAGAGACUACUUGAUCCGAAGAACGACAUUCAUCUCCAGAUUGGAGUGGCUAUGCCAUGGGAAAUGUAUGAGGACAUGAUGGGAGAGCUGGCUGUGGAGUAUCGUCACGCCAUAAGCUAA